Molecule: messenger RNA, 1086 nt
Organism: Lolium rigidum
Lineage: Eukaryota; Viridiplantae; Streptophyta; Magnoliopsida; Poales; Poaceae
Product: BTB/POZ and MATH domain-containing protein 1-like
Exons: 2
Coding region: 1-1086 (361 amino acids)
Biological process (GO): protein ubiquitination
Molecular function (GO): protein binding
Source: RefSeq, a predicted model, not a curated record
AUGGCAGCAUCCCACGCGCCAGUAGAAAGGAUGACGUCGAGAUGCACCGCAGCGACGGUGCGGGCCACGCUCGCGUUCGAGAUCGUUGGGUACAGCCUGCUCAAGGGCAUGGGCGUCAAGAAUUUCAUCGAAUCCACCACCUUCUCCGUUGGCGGGUACAAAUGGUGCAUCAGCUGCUGCCUUGACCUGCUCACGGAGAAGACCGAUGGGGAAUUCAUCGCUGCCUACCUCGAGCUCCUGAGCGAGGAACCUGACGUGAGAGCGCUCUACGACUUGAGGUUUGUCAACAAGACUAGCGGGCUGUCGUCAUCGGUGAAUGAGUCCUGCUUGAUAUCACCCAGGUUGUUUAGUUCUCUCGGCCGUAAGGACGGAUUUGUCUCAGGGGUUAUGGAGAGAAGCAAGCUCGAGGGGUCUGCGUUACUACAAGAUGACUGCCUCGUGAUUGAGUGCGACCUCACUGUAAUCAAGGAACCGCUUGUUGCUGAGACUGUGGAGGUCGUCCAGAUACCACCAUCCAACUUGUCUGAUAAUCUUGGAAAAUUGCUAGAGACAGGGGAUAAAGCAGAUGUGGAGUUCAAUGUUAAAGGGGAGGUUUUUCCUGCGCACAAGAUUGUGCUUGCAAUGCGAUCACCAGUCUUCAACGCAGAGCUCUAUGGACCGAUGAGAGACCAGACGAGCCAGAAGAUAACUGUGGAAGACAUUCAGCCUGAUGUUUUCAAGGCAUUGCUGCACUUCAUCUACACAGAUUCGUUGCCUUCCAUGGAAGAUGUUCAUGAUGCUGAUGAGAAUAAAGAAAUGGUUAAGCACUUACUAGUGGCUGCAGACCGGUAUGCAAUCGAAAGGUUGAAGAUGAUAUGUGAAUGCAUUCUUUGCAAAAGUCUUGAUGUCAAAUCUGUUGCGACCAUGUUAGCUCUAGCUGAUCAGCAUCAGUGCAGCAGGCUCAAAGAUGCUUGUGUUGAAUUUGUUGCCUCGUCAAACAGAAUGGAUGAUGUGGUGGCAACUCAAGGGUAUGCGCACCUGAAAAGAUCAUGCCCUGCUGUCUUAGUAGAUAUCUAUGAGAGAGUAACCAAGUCUCGCAAAAUCUAG